AUGCUUCGUUUUGCACUGUGUGUUGCUGGAAUUUAUGCUUGUUUCUUAACAUGGGGAGUUAUCCAAGAACGCGUGAGCACUACACCAUAUGGUAGUGAAGAGAACCCUAAGAAGUUCCGUUUCUUCAUUGUCUUGAAUACCAUCCAGUCCCUCAUUGCCGCUCUGGUGGCAUUCAUUUACAUCAAGGUCACCGGCCGUCAUCUCAAUAUUAGCAGCACCCCAACUAGCCUAUACCUGAAGUAUGCGCAGGUCGCACUCUUUAACUGCAUUGGAUCGCCGUUUGGCUAUGCUGCUCUACGACACAUCGACUAUCCUACCAUGAUUCUCGGUAAAUCCUGCAAGCUUGUACCUGUCAUGUUUAUGAACGUGCUAGUCUAUCGUCGUCGCUUUCCUCUUCACAAGUACAUUUGUGUCUUUUUAAUUACUGUCGGUGUGUCUAUGUUCAUGCUUUACCACCGUACUGAGGGAGGUUCCAAGGCUGCUUCUACGAACUCCAUGUGGGGUCUCUUCUUGCUGUGUACCAACCUUGCGAUCGACGGUCUCACCAACGCUACACAAGACCAAAUCUUUCACAAGUACCCCUCUCAUGGAAGCGGUCAGCACAUGAUGUUCUUCAUGAAUGUAUUUGGUUCUAUCUUCUCAGCCACCUACCUCCUUAUUCACCCUUACAACAACGAGCUCUGGCAGGCAAUCGAAUUCUUUAGCGAAUAUCCUGCUGUAAUUAGAGAUGUUUUAUUGUUUGGCUUAUGCGGAGCAGUUGGUCAAUGCUUCAUCUUUUACACACUGUACAAGUACGGCAGUUUGCGUCUGGUCACUGUAACAGUGACACGAAAACUGUUUACCAUGUUGAUUAGCGUAUUUUGGUUCAACCAUGUCCUUUCCUUUGGUCAGUGGGCUGGAGUUACUCUUGUGUUUUCAGGUAAGAUUAAGGACCUUAAACAAAAAAAAACCAAUUAUAACUCUAACUCUACCUUUUAUUUUCAUUUCUUACAGCUAUUGGAUUGGAAGCCUAUAUCAAGAAGCAAGAAAAUGCCAAGGCAAAGAAGCAACACAAUACUGUACCAGUAUUGGUCAGCUCAGGAACAAUGA
Messenger RNA from Phycomyces blakesleeanus NRRL 1555(-), 1089 nucleotides. RefSeq lists its product as hypothetical. Gene Ontology annotation, cellular component: Golgi membrane; endoplasmic reticulum membrane. Gene Ontology annotation, biological process: UDP-galactose transmembrane transport. The transcript has a single exon. Gene Ontology annotation, molecular function: UDP-galactose transmembrane transporter activity; UDP-glucose transmembrane transporter activity. The record is from RefSeq and is a predicted model, not a curated record. Bases 1 to 1089 code for a protein of 362 amino acids. Lineage: Eukaryota; Fungi; Mucoromycota; Mucoromycetes; Mucorales; Phycomycetaceae.